This is a messenger RNA of Corvus hawaiiensis (hawaiian crow), 5022 nucleotides long. It is a transcript of the gene ANKS3, whose product is annotated as ankyrin repeat and sterile alpha motif domain containing 3. Lineage: Eukaryota; Metazoa; Chordata; Aves; Passeriformes; Corvidae. The transcript is spliced from 18 exons. The record is from RefSeq and is a predicted model, not a curated record. Gene Ontology annotation, molecular function: protein binding. Bases 434 to 2434 code for a protein of 666 amino acids. Gene Ontology annotation, cellular component: cilium.
GCCUUGCGCGGGCGGGACUAGUUCCGGCGGCGGCGCUCACCGGGGCGCAGGUGAGGGGCAGGGACGGGACAGCGGGAGGAGCAGCAGCGGCAGCAGCAUUCACCUCUGGGGCUGGCCCUGGCCACUCCCCGUCCUCCCUGGGUCCGUGGCCGCAGCGGUUCCGACUGGCUCGCUGAAGUCUGCGAUGCUGAGGCCGCGUUGCCAGCAGGGCCGCGAGGGAGGCAGGUGCGGAGAUAACGUCCCUGGAGCCGUUCCGCUGUGAGGCGUUCGGUAACAGCCGUGCGGCGGCCGCUUUGGCCGCUCCAACCGCGCGGGGUCUGCCUCAGUGUAUUGGAAUCCCAGAGCUCCCUGCAGUAAGAGAGAACUUCCAGCAGAGUCUUCUCAGCAACUGUUACUGCCUCGGGCUGAGGAGUCGAUCAAAGUUGAGGGUGGGAUGUCGGAGCUGAGCGACGAAGCCAGCGAGUCGGAGCUGCUGAGCCGCAGCCUCUCCAUGUGGCACGGCGUCGGGCACGUGGUCUGCCGGGAGGAGCUGGAUGUGCCCCUGGACCUGCACACAGCCUCCUCCGUCGGGCAGUAUGAAGUGGUGCAGGAGUGCAUCCAGCGUGGAGACCUGGAUUUGAACCAGAGGAACUGUGGGGGCUGGACCCCACUCAUGUACGCUUCCUACAUUGGCCACGACAACAUCGUGCACCUGCUGCUGGAAGCGGGAGUGAAUGUGAACAUCCCCACCCCAGAAGGGCAGACCCCCCUCAUGCUGGCCUCCAGCUGUGGCAACGAGAGUGUUGCUUACUUCCUUCUACAGCAAGGGGCAGAGCUGGAGAUGAAGGACAUCCAUGGCUGGACUGCCUUGUUCCACUGCACCAGCGCUGGGCACCAGCAGAUGGUCAAGUUCUUACUGGAGAAUGGGGCAAAUGCCAACUGCAAGGAGCCAGUCUAUGGAUACACACCUCUGAUGGAAGCAGCUGCUUCUGGCCAUGAGAUAAUUGUUCAGUACCUUCUCAAUCAUGGAGUGAAGGCAGAUGUCCGAGAUAACACUGGAGCCACAGCACGGACCCUGGCCAUGAAGUAUGGCCACACCAAGAUUGUGGGGCUGAUAGAUUUGCAUGCAGCCCCAGUGCCCAAGGUCUUCUGCAGAGGUCCAGGCAAAUAUGAAGAGCUGAGUUCUUCAGAUGAAUCAUGUUCUGCUCCCCAGAGACAGAGACCUGCUCGUAGGACCAAGGGUCCCAGCAUCCACGAGGGGCCCCAGGCAUUGGCCAAGAUCACAGCAGUUGGGAUUGGAGGAAGGAAGCAUUCUCACUAUGAGCAGGUGCCCCCUCAGGGCUAUGUCACCUUCAGCAAUGAUGGCAGCUGUGAGCCAGGUGUCAUCAGGAACAGGGAUGUCACCUCCCCAAUUAAUGAGCUGGAUGUGGAGAGCAGCAGCAGCAGGGAGGAUAGUGUUUUGUCCAGCAACAGCUUGGGAACCAUCAGGAGCAGCAGCAGCAGCAGCGAAUGCCUCAUCAGAAUCCCAGGACUCAGCAGUGAAGGCUCCUUGGAAAGCAAUGAGGACUCUGACCAUGCCAGCAGCCCCCCGAGUCGAAAACAAGCCAAGAGCUUUAAGGGCAAGGCUCGCUACAGCAACAGUGACAGCCAGUGGAGCCACUGCCUGGGGAAGGCUGGGGGCUGCAGCCAGCACCUGGUCCUUCCUGAGCCCCCGGCCUACACAGGGCCCCAGGACCUGGCAACAUUCCUUGAGGAGAUUGGGUGCCUGAAGUACCUGCAGGUGUUUGAAGAGCAAGACGUGGACCUCCGGAUCUUCCUGACCCUCACAGAGAGUGACCUGAAGGAAAUAGGCAUCACGCUGUUUGGCCCCAAGAGGAAGAUGACCUCGGCCAUCGCGCGCUGGCACAGCAGCGCCCGCCCGCCCAGCGACGCGCUGGAGUUGGCCUACGCUGAUCGGCUGGAAGCGGAGAUGCAGGAAUUGGCCAUCCAGCUGCACAAGAGGUGUGAAGAGGUGCAGGUGAUGAAGGGCCAGGUGUGCCAGGAGCAGAAGCUGCGUGCAGUGGCUGAGAGCUGUUUGAUGGAGCGGGAUGAGACCUGGAAUGCCAUCCAGUGCCAGCUCAGAGAGGCUCAGGCCAUCACCAAGGAUGCUGGAGUCCUGCUGGAUCAGAUCAAGAGCUGCCAGGCAGAGCUGUCGGCCCGGCUGGGCCCAGAGCGGGCGGAUGAAGGAGCGCUGGACAUGUGGGAGCGGCGCGGCACCAGGGAGAGCCGGCGGCCCGGGGAGCGCCCAGUGCUGGAAGGGUGGCCACCUUCCCUGAAGUUCCUGAGCUUGCCUGAGCUGUCAGCUGUGCUGGAGGAGUGUGUGGGAGAGAUGGGAAAAGCUCUGCAGACUGUGACUCAAAACCUCCAAAGGCUCCAAGCCCUGGGGCAGAGCGGGCAGAGCUGGCCAAAGCCAUAACCAAGCCAGGAGGGAAUACUGACGUCGGGUGACUGUUCCACCCGGAAGCUGAGUGUGCCUGGGAGAGGGAGCACGGGGGCCGUGCCAGCAGCACCGUGGCUCUGCCGAGGGCCACCACGGCUGGCAGGGCACAGAGCAGGCCGUGGCCACCAGAGAACACAGCGGGGAGGACAAGGGACAGCAGAGGACAACAACCAGCAGCUCUUGGGGCCUGACUCAAGGUUCCCAGGAUCUUUGUUUGAAAGGUUUUGGUUUGGAGGAGAAGCUCCAAGCCUGGAAGUUUUAUCUGCCUUCAGCUUCCUGCAGCCCUUGUUGUUCAGGUCUGGGUGGUGAUAGAAAGGUGACAGUUGCACACAGCAAUCAAUUCAUUAUCCUUUUCUGCAUCCCAAGCUCCCCAGGGCCUCUGAAACGUGUCCCUGGCUCCUCCUGUGCCAUGGGGAUUGGCCCAGAGAAUGGAUCUGAGGCCAUAAAAAAGGAAGUUUGUUUUGGAGGGGUGAAGGGAGUGGAGUUUGUGAUGUUUUGGCUCUUUGAGCUGCAGGGGAGCUCGAAGUGCAGCCCUGUUCCUGUUGGAAUGUCUGCUCUGCUGCCAUCCCAGAUCUGGGCUUCAAAGCCUGUUCCUCCCACCAGCCCACUCUGGUUCACUUUGGGUUCUUGCUGUCCUCAGGGGCUGGGUGUGGUCACAUGUGGUGGUUUAGGAAUGGCAUUCACUGAAACACUCCCACCUCACUCACUGCCCCUCCUCCCCCUCCUCUGGGGUGGGAUGGAGAGAAGAACUGGCACAAAAGGUGAAGAUCACUGAUUGAAAUAAAAGCAAUUUACUGGAAACAGCAAUGAGAUAAGGAGCAGUAACAGCAACAACAGUAAUAGCAAAAGUGUACAAGGUAUGUCCUGGUCCUGCAAAAAUGACCCCUGUCCUGGCCAGAACCAGGACAUCACAGUUACUCCAUCCCCAAAACCCUGGCUUUGUGGUCAGUGCUUUAUGGCAGAGGUUGUUGAUCUAGUUUGCCAGGGCCAAGAUCCCAGCAGGGCAGCUGUUCCCCUGGAAAGACAGGAGAGAGAAGGAAGAGCUGGGACUGCUGAGCUUCCCAUGCCCCUGGCAAGCAGGGGAAUGCCAAGGCAGCAGAGCAGGAACAGGGAACUCUGUCCCCCAUGGGAGGUGGGCAAAGGAAGCACAGCCCAGGUGGAGCUGUGGUGCCAAGCUUUGCUCCUCACCACUGCCUGCCUUUCAUUUGCAGGCUUUAGUCUUGGGAAAUAGUUCUGCCAGGGCCCUCUGGGGUGGGCAUUGCCAAGGACAGGCAGUGCAGGAAGAGGCUGCCCUGUCCCUGGGAUUGGGUGAGGGCCUUGGUGACAGGGACCUUGGUGUAAAGUGGUUUCCAGUGACUCUGUUCCCAUUUAUUCCUGAAUCCCAUAGGGGGGAAAAACACAACAAUCAAAACCUGAAGUCUGAGUGAGGGCCUUGAUGGAUCAGGCAGUGUCCCUUUGGGAAGAGGAUGGAACUGUGUGUUCCUUCUAAUUUUUGGACCUUGGUUACAGAUCCCAAAUACAAAAACCCAUCCAGCUCCAUCUUUUGAGCUGAUCACCCCUCCUGAUGAGCUGCCUGAGUCCCCUUAGGCAGGGGUGACACCUGCUCUGCCUGGGGUGUCUCUGCUUCCUGCGGACAGUCCCUGUCCCAAAGCAGGCAGGUGUGGCCCUCUCAGCUGUGCCCCAUGUGCCUGGCAGUGUCCCCCCCUCUGGGGUGCUACUUCCUGCCUGUGGUUACCCUCCACCCUCACCACAAGGCACUCGUUUUUCAUCUUGAGAAAAUGCCAUGGAGCACGUGGGCACUCGGUGCCAGCUGCAGGACAGGGCUGCAGGAGCUUCACCCUGCAGAGUUUGGAUGAGGUGGAGGGAAUUCUCCUCAUGCAGCAUCCCUGGAGACUGCUCAGAGGCUGUGCUGGGAAGAGUGUUCAGGGCUUUGUCCUUCAUUCCAUGUCACUGGAGGAUAGGUGGGCAAUGCCAAGGUCUCUCCCUGGCUUUGGUGGUGCCUCUGGCUGCACUAGUACAGGGUUGUUAGUGCUGUUUCCCUUGAAUUUAAGGCAAAGCCCCCCAGAAGAUCCUAAGGGAAAGGGCCUGGGGACACCUGGAGAGCCAAGGAAGCCCUGGCUCAGCAGUGCCUUCAGAACUGGGGGGCUGUGCAGAACAGGAAGGUGACUACAGGGCUGUGGGGCUGGCUUUGCCAAGUCUGAGGCUGGAAAAAAGGGGGUUUGAGGGAUAACAUGAUCUAUCCAAUAGAUUAGAAUGCUUGGGCAAAGGACGGAGACAUUGGCUGUGUGUGUGUGAAGGAAAAAGGCCCCAACUAGGUGCUGUAGGAGCCCAGGUCUAAAGGCUUCAAGGGGUGUGAGGGCAGACAAGGGGACAGCAGGGAGGGGAUCUUCUACCAGAGAGUAUCCCAGAGGAGGCAAUUCCUUAAAUGCAGGAUGUGAAGCAGCAUUCCUUGCAGCCAGCGUGGCUGUGCAGGCAGCAGGAGUCUGGUGCUACCCUGAGGUGAGCUGUCCGAGGAAAAAUAGCAUUUGCUGACUUGGAUAAAUGAAUAAAACCUGAACAGCCUG